AUUCAACCUGAAAGUUGAAUGUUACGUGUUGUAGAUCAGUGUUCUGUGUGGGACCAAGAGAUACUGAUUUAGAUUUAGAAGUCUAUAGUCUAUAUUAAUAGUAAAAAUACUAUGACUGAACAUCGAAAUCCGGGAAUAGAUUAUGACGAGUCACUGUUUAAAGAUGUCAGAAUUAACCUUUCUGCUGUAACAAGGCGUGCAGCAGAUCUGGGCAACAGAAGAGGUGUGAAAAAACAAUGGCAGGCUGCAUGGCAGCUGAGAGCAGUGACGUGCAUUGAUCUGACUACUUUAGCAGGAGAUGAUACUGCAGCAAAUGUAUCUCGCUUGUGUUUUAAAGCAGCACACCCAAUUAGUCAAGAUCUUCUAAAGAUGCUCAACAUGAGUCAAAAAGAUAUAACAACUGGUGCAGUGUGUGUAUAUCCCAACCAAGUAAAGGCUGCUAAAGAAGCAUUAACUCAGGCUGGAAAGCCAAAUAUCCCUAUAGCUUCAGUUGCUACUGGAUUUCCAUGUGGACAAACACCUUUGCAGGCAAGGUUAGAUGAAAUUACAUCAGCCGUGAAAGAUGGUGCAUCUGAAAUAGAUAUUGUCAUAAAUAGGACAUAUGCCUUAACUGGCAACUGGAGAGGUGUGUAUGAUGAGGUCAAAAAGAUGAAAGAAGCAUGUGGCCAUGCACAUUUGAAAACAAUUCUUGCAACUGGUGAACUUGGGUCCUUAAAAAAUAUUUACAAAGCUAGCAUGGUUUGUAUGAUGGCAGGUGCUGAUUUUAUUAAGACAUCAACAGGAAAAGAAGGAGUGAAUGCUACUUUUGUAGUAGCUCUUGUAAUGAUCCGAGCUAUACGAGAUUAUCAACAGCUCACUGGAUAUAAGAUUGGUUUCAAGCCUGCUGGAGGUAUAAGAACUGCCAAAGAUGCCUGUGUUUGGCUUUCUAUGAUGAAGGAAGAACUAGGAAAUGAUUACACAAAAAACAAUCUUUUUCGAUUUGGUGCCAGUGCUUUAUUAGGUGACAUAGAACGGCAGUUGUAUCACUAUGCAACCGGUUUUUAUCCUGCUAUUACUGAAAUGCCAAUGGGCUAGACAUUUAAGGGUGGGUCUAAUCUAAGUGUGUUCAGUCAUGUUGUUUCUCAGCUAGUGAUUUCUAUACCUUAUUUAUUUAUAUUUACUCCUAUGGUUAUUCUAGAGAACAAACACUCCCAUUAAAAUAUCAAAAUUUUAAAAUAUGCAUUGUUUACUGUUUUUGGCUAUUUGUAUUUUUUGAGUAUUUUUUGGUUACUGUUGAUCUUUUUUUUGGACAACUUAUAAUUUCUAUUUAAGAUACAAUUUAGUACAGUGAAUAAAGUGCCUUAUGUUGCCAUUUAGUACAAAUUCAUUAUAUGGUGUAAUCUCAAUCACUGUUAGCUAUAUCCUCAGGUGUAAAAAAGAAAAGA
Molecule: messenger RNA, 1424 nt
Organism: Physella acuta
Lineage: Eukaryota; Metazoa; Mollusca; Gastropoda; Physidae
Product: deoxyribose-phosphate aldolase
Biological process (GO): deoxyribonucleotide catabolic process; carbohydrate catabolic process
Cellular component (GO): cytoplasm
Molecular function (GO): deoxyribose-phosphate aldolase activity
Source: RefSeq, a predicted model, not a curated record